Molecule: messenger RNA, 529 nt
Organism: Rhipicephalus sanguineus (brown dog tick)
Lineage: Eukaryota; Metazoa; Arthropoda; Arachnida; Ixodida; Ixodidae
Exons: 2
Coding region: 1-528 (175 amino acids)
Source: RefSeq, a predicted model, not a curated record
AUGUGUAUAUCGCCAGCUGUGAAAACGUUUUUCUUUAAGAUGUACACAUCCACUUUACCCGUAAAGACAUGGCUUCAUGAAAAAGGGAUAUACGUGCCCUGGUCUGUAAAUUGCAGGCUAUGCAACGAGCCUGAAACAAUCGAGCAUUGUUUUAUUCAUUGCCAUGAUGCAUUUCAUUUCUGGGACAUUCUUAAGAGAACCCUCAGAAAAGAAUUUCCAAUUACAUCGCAUGGUGUUAGGUUCCUCCCGUUCAAAAAGAGCACCAACAAUAGUGCACCAUACAAUUUAAUCAUGCUGUUAGGUCUAUUUUCGCUAUGGAGAAGCCGCAUGAUUGACAGACAUGCUGAGCCACCUCGCUCGACAAGGUCUGUCUUUCGCGAAGAAGGAGCAAACGUGCGUAGUGUUGCUGAGACUUUUGAUCCGGUUCCGGAGUGGCUUGGACUUCUGGACGCUUGUGUCUGUUUACCGGACUUUUCAAGAUUCCUUGGACUAUGUGAAAUUGUGUGUUCUGUGCAUAUGUGCAUGUGAG